GAACAGGCCUGUGAUGUGCAGCGUGACUCCUAUUUUUUACAGACAGCUUUCUUGUGGAUGGUAGAACAUUAUAUUUGACUAUGCAUGUCUGUUAUUUACAAGUGUAUUUUUCCGGAGAUGACUGCAGUGUUUGUUUUAUGCUUCCACCUUUGAGUGCUUACAGAUCAGGGAGGAGCAAUUCAGUGUGCUUGAAGCUAUAUGGUAGGUUUAUGAUAUGUCAGGAUUUCAGAUUUUGCCCAACUUAAUAUUUCUUUUCUUUGUGUUCCAGAAAAAGGCAUGGCAUACAAUUAAAACCAUGGUUAACUUACCAGUGAUUAGCCCCUUCAAGAAACGCUACUCGUGGGUGCAGCUGGCUGGGCAUACAGGGAGUUUCAAGGCAGCUGAUAGUGGUAAGAUUCUCAAGCGAUUCUCAGAGAAUGAAAAGGAAUGUUUUGAGCGACUGAUGAAAGACCCACUACGGUCCUGCGUCCCUUGCUUCCAUGGUGUGGUGGAGAGAGAUGGAGAGACCUACAUUCAGCUGGAUGACUUGCUUACAGAUUUUGAAGGGCCGUGUGUGAUGGACUGUAAGAUGGGGAUCAGGACAUACCUGGAAGAAGAGCUGACUAAAGCCCGUGAGAAACCAAAGCUGCGUAAAGACAUGUACAAGAAAAUGAUUGAAGUGGAUCCUCUUGCUCCCACAGCUGAAGAGAAUGCUCAGCAUGCUGUCACCAAGCCCCGAUACAUGCAGUGGAGGGAAACAAUCAGCUCUAGUGCCAACUUGGGCUUUAGGAUUGAAGGGAUUAAGAAAGCAGAUGGAACAUGCAACACAAACUUCAAAACUACAAAGACACAGGAGCAAGUUCUCCAGGUUUUUGUGGAAUUCAUUGAGGGCAACACAACUAUUCUGAAAAAAUACCUCAAGCGUCUGCAGGAAAUUCAUAUCAUUCUUGAAUCCUCAGACUUCUUCAAGCGACAUGAGGUCGUUGGAAGUUCACUACUUUUUGUACAUGAUGGCAGUGGGAAUGCCAAUGUGUGGCUGAUUGAUUUUGGGAAGACCACUCUUCUUCCUGAUGGGCAGAUGCUGGAUCAUAGGAUCCCCUGGCAAGAAGGCAACAGGGAGGAUGGGUACUUGUUGGGACUGGACAAUUUGAUUCGCAUCUUGGAAAGCAUCACGGAAAGAUGAGUUGAAAGUGGCACAAAACUUACAGGGCUGCUUUGUAACUUUCUUCUCUACUGAGAUCACUCAGAAGGAAACUGCUUUGACUCGCUCCCUUCAGACUUCUGAGGUCAUCACAGUGCAGAGGGAACUACAUCCAGAACCCAGCAGCUAGUUAUCAAAAGUACUUUGCAUCAGCCCUCUGUGAACCUGAAUAACUAACUCCAGAUUGGUCUGCAUUGCACCAGCCUCACGUAAGACUGGUCCUCAGAGAAUCAAGAUCUCCAUACUCAGGAAUCACACCAGCAUGAGUCAAGAGGUCUGUAUGGUAAACCAGAAUGAUUCUGAUUUCUGGUAAACUGAUUGGACUUCCAGAUUACCUCUCAGUGAUCCAGAGCAAGUGCUUGGGAAUUGAAGGGAGGAGUAACGAUUUUUCAGGGAACUGGAUAGUUUUGAAACCAGCAGGAGCGUUUCUUUUCUUUCACCCUAAUUCCAAGUCUUCUUGCUCCUGUAUAAACUAUAGGUUGGACUAACAACAGCUGCUGCCUUAUGUUAUGGUGUACUCAAGGUGGAAAUCGAUGAUAAUCAGAAGAAUCCUGGAGCAAAGUGAGACAGCAGUUGUAGUGGCUGUAUGUGGUAACUAUUGAUUAGUCCUCCUCAUCCCCACCUUAGACUCAAUUCACAUCUGUCCAAGAGCAGCCUUUGCUUUUUUAUGUAGCCUCUCAGGAGAUUACAGAUAGUCCAGGGAGAGAGUAGCAGCCUGUUGUCUCCAGGAACAUUUGACUUUUCAAACUGGGUGGGCUGUUGGAAAAGUGCCUAGCUUGGCAGGUUUGGCCUCUUGCAGCUGAACUACAGCUGUGAAAAUCAAUGAUUGCACUCUAGCACUCAGACUGGGGGAACUAAGGGGGUUUUUCAAGGCUUGCUCAUUUUUAACAUAAAACCACUGUACACAUGCACAUACAUGCACACACUAGUAGCCAGUAACCAAUGUGAUCUUUUAAGAUUAUAGUUUGACUAUCUUCUGAUGCACAUGAAAGAGGUGAUUUCUUGACCAUGCUCCUAUUCCCAACUAUAAUGCUGCCACUGAAGUGUGUAGACUUAUAUAAGUACUUUUAUAUAAAAGUGUAUAGUGCAGCAGUCAAGAAAGUAAAGUUCCUGCAUUCACAGCAUUACACUAAGGAUAAUUCCUAGACAUUCCUCCUCCAAUAUAUCAGCUGUUAACUCAGGGCAGUUUGGGGGAAGGAAUGUCAAUAUAUCACAUCCUUUAAUCCCUGUCUGGAAUCACAGGACCACUUUUGGUUUACUCUUUUCUGCUGUGGCCCAGGCACAGCCACAGAAAAUUCACAGUGAUUCACAGUGUUUAAAUUAAAAUCAAGAAACAGUGAAGUGAUACUUCUUAUAAUGGCUUCACAUACCGUUUCUGUCGGUUGCCUCUUGCCACUUUAACAAUUCUAUAAAUAUAACAGCAUAUAAAGACCAUCGGUAUUCACCUGUUCACUUACGUUCCAGGCUUUAAUAUAAAUAUAUGUUGAUGCAGUUGCCAAAAUGAGGACAUGGCUUAGAUUAGUGUUUGAUUAAUUCACUUUUAACAUCUUGAGCUGGUUAUGCACAUCAAUCAGAAAUUGCUGUCUCUUGCGAGUGUCCUGUGCUCAGAAAAGAUUCCAAGAACUUCAUCUAUCCAAGGAUAGAUGAAGGUAACUCGGUGCUUUGGGGAGCAGCUUUUUCAAGAAUAACUAACUGUGACCAUGAGCAAAAAUCCUGUAGAGAUCCUGUAGCUCUGGAAUGAAAUGCAUCUGUAACAUUUGUAAUUUGAAUCAAAGGGAAAUCAAAGAAUUACUUUUGAUAACAGACUCUUGUACUAUGAGAUCAGAUUUGAGAACGUAUUCAUCACCUCUAAACAAAACAGCAGUAUUAAAAAUGCACUUGUGCCCUAAAGGUAAGAGGACAUAGAAGGGGUAUCCUGUGGGAAAUAGUGAGGUAGUGAGGUGUGGAGACGUUUUGUUGUCAAACAGAGGUUGUUUGAAACUGAUAAUUAUUUUGCAGUUCACUGCAAAUUCAGACUUCUUCUGUGGCCUUCUAGAGUCCUUCUCAAUUUAUUUUCAUGAUAGUAUGCUAAUGAACUUUCCACUGUUCUUUGGUAGUUUUUUUUUUUUCCCAGAGGGUUUUUUAGCUAAAGAGUUUGCACUUUUUUCUUUUUUUUUUAAGUUGUGGUGAGCUUCCAGUAUUGAGCAUGCAUGUUAUAAUUUCUGAUGCCUCCUAACUUUGGAAUUCCUGUGAGAUGACAAAUUAAUCUGUGGUGAUUUUCAUACUAUUAAUUAAGAAAAAGUCCUCCUCCUUUUCUGCAGCCAACAGGUAAACUAUCAGCUAGCAAUGCUUAAGGAGAAAAAAGGAGUAAAUAAAUCUCACAGGAGUACCUUUAAUAACAAGGCCUUUUCUCUAAGACUGCAGUUCCAGGGAUUUAGGAAAAAACAACCAAAAACAGAACUGGAAAAGGUUAAAUAAAGUAUAAUGAGACAGGGAGAUACAAUUAAUUAGUGGUUUGCAUAAUUAACUUUUAUCAUGCUUUUUUCUGUUAACACGUGAACCUUUUGCUUCAGUACGUUAUUUUCUGGAUGGGGGUGGGAUUUAGGAGGUAAAAGUUAGCUGAUACUCCAGUGUCACUUGAGAAUGUGUCAUGAACUUUUAGAAUUAAUGUCUUGUUUUAAAGAAGUAGAAGCAAUGUGGUAGCAGUACUUCAAAAACCUGACUGCUGCUAGCACCACCGAGGGUGGUUUGUAGACCUUCAUCUUGGAGAUAACAAGGGAACCUCUUCACAGCUGUGCGGUAGGUGAGAAGAUGGGAGUGGGAGAGGGGAGAAGGAAAACCUCAGCUAUAGCAGUCCUUAUUUAUUUCCUUACUCUGGAAAUUCAUUCUAGAUGCUAAAUAGUUCUAGUAAGUUUGUUUUGAAAUUAUCCUUUGGCUUAUCAAAGGGUUAGAAAGAAGAAACUGCAAUCUAAUAUUAUGCUGCAGCUACAGGAAAGGUGCAAAGGAAGGAGCUUUUCAUUAGCAAAGGGCAAGUAUAGGACUGCAAAUGUGAGGACCGGAGCUCUCAGAGACUGGAGGCUGUGAGAUCAUGAGCAAACGAUCCCAGGAUAAAUUAGAUAACCUUGAUUCACAUCAGAAGUCCCUGAGUGGCUCUUUGUGUACAUUCAUGUGCUACUGUGAGGAAGCAGCAUAGCUUUCUUUUGCUAUGGAGUAAGUUGCCUUGAACAAGCUUACAUUUGUAUGAGAUCAACAUGUGCAGGCAUUUGCCAUAUAAGAGCUGAUGCAUGAUAGCCACGGCACUUGCUCACACACAAGUCCAGGACAUAGUUCUUUAAAUGCUUCCGCUGGGAUAGUGCCUCACUCUGGAGACACUGAAAUCACAUGCGUUUCCACAGCAUGGGAAGAUAGAUAUGCUUGUCCAGGCAUGGAGCAACUAACCGCUGAGUUAGGCACCAAGGUCAUUAAGCUCACUAGUUAGAUGCACCAGAGUUCAGUGUGAAUCUAGCAGUAGGACGUCUCUUCCCCAGCUUUGACAGGGACUUGCGUUUUGGCCUUGGGCAGCUAUCCUUGGCUUCAGCUUUGUUCCUGUUUUACAGAUGAUAAUAGUACCUCCUUACCUCAUAGAAUGGUAUGAGGCUGUACUUCAUUUUUGCCUGCAAGAUGCCGUGAGGUUCUUUGGCAGAAGGUGCAAUAUAAAAAGAAGUACACAAAGAAGUAUAUUGGAUGAGUUUAAAAAUGAUAGGUGUUAAGGUUCCCCAUGGAUAUACAUUUGGAUUAAGUUUAACCAAAGUGAUGCUAAUUAAAUGCCUCUGUAUUUUGCACGUGGAAUAUUCAUUUACCAUCUGAUUCUGAUUCAGUUCCAAUGAUAGGGAAAGAUUUCAAUGGGAUUUGGACUAAACCCGUGAGUAUCUCACAGGGCUUUUGCUUUUUUUUUUUAAUUGGUGUCAUUAUUUUUUGUUAUUCUUACAGUACUGAGAUCAAAUGACCUGUAUUGUCAACAGUGCUUCUCUUCUGAACACUACAAUGCAAUGCUGACUGUGGUCACUUUUGACUGUAUUGGCUGAGUGUUUGUUACUCUUAAGCGUGUAUGCUAAUAAAUACAUGAGACUGAAGGAAAAAAGGGAUCAAUGGUGAUUUGGUCACACAAGAAUAAUAUUUUCUUAAACAGCUUCCCUAUGCAAGGGAUUAAACCUUGUUAUUUCAGUGUUUCUUGUGGUUUUAGGCUUUAGUAUCUACUAUUUCCUGAAAUAAAACUGGUUCUGAGACA
Messenger RNA from Meleagris gallopavo (turkey), 5426 nucleotides. Lineage: Eukaryota; Metazoa; Chordata; Aves; Galliformes; Phasianidae. The record is from RefSeq and is a predicted model, not a curated record.